Teleopsis dalmanni is the source of this 2845-nucleotide messenger RNA. Its product is annotated as corepressor interacting with RBPJ 1. Bases 74 to 2683 code for a protein of 869 amino acids. Gene Ontology annotation, molecular function: transcription corepressor activity. Gene Ontology annotation, cellular component: nucleus. Gene Ontology annotation, biological process: negative regulation of DNA-templated transcription. NCBI's taxonomy places the organism in Eukaryota, Metazoa, Arthropoda, Insecta, Diptera, Diopsidae. The record is from RefSeq and is a predicted model, not a curated record. The transcript has 4 exons.
UAUUCUCGAUAAUAUUGAAAGAAGUUUCAAAAAUCUACUGAUUAAGAAAAGUGAAUAAAUUUCAAACGUCAAGAUGGGUAAAGGGUUUAACAAUUACAUGUGCAAAAAAUUCUUCCAUCCCGCUUCUAGAGACAAUCUAAAACGGGUUUGGAUGGCUGAGCAGCAGGCUGAGGCGUAUAAGAAAAAACAAGAGGAAUUACGCCAACAAUAUGAGAAGGAACAAAAUCUACACGAAAAUAAGGCAAUGUUAAGCAAGGAAAGCAAAGAUAAGCUCAGUGUUAAUUUCAUGUAUGAACCACCGCCGGGCGUACGUAAGGAGAACGAUCGGAAAGACGAAAACGAGCCAGAAUACAAGUUUGAAUGGCAGCGUCAGUACAAUGCGCCACGUGAGUCGUACUGUAAGGGGGACACAGAGAUACGUGACCAACCGUUUGGCAUACAAGUACGCAAUGUGCGCUGUAUAAAAUGCCACAAGUGGGGUCACAUUAACACGGAUAAAGAGUGCACGAUGUACAGCGUAUCGAUGAGUGAAGCGCGUAAGAUACAUUCAGAAGCUGAAGCUAAUAAUAUAAUGUCUAAGAAUGCGUUGGAAGAGCAAAUGAGAGAGGAUGGCUUAAUAAUGAGACGCACUGCAAAGGAGCUACAAAAUAUUCCCCAAAUGAACUCCCAUCACAACUUGGUGCCAAGUAGCGAUGACGAUAUCAAUGAAAAUGAGGAGGGAGCUGCCGAGGUUGCGUUCUUGAAAUCUCUGACAAAAAAGCAAAAAAUAAAGUUAUUAAAAAAGUUGGAGAAAAUUGAAAAAUUAAAAAAUAAACACAAACGCGGUUUAAACAAGAAGAAAACCCGAAAAUCAAAGAAGCGUAAAAAUAAUAAAUCUUCAGGAUCUGAUAGUGACUCAACUGAGUAUAGCGAUAGGCUCAAAAGCAAAAAGAAAGCAAAAAAGUCUAAGAAAGCCAAGCGUAAGCGAAGAGCGUCUACAAGUCCGUCAUCUGCAACAUCAGAAGAAUCAUGUACCUCAACUGAUUCUGAUAGUGAUGCGGAAGAGAACGAUGAUAGUAUGGAGAAAGUAAAUGGUCACAGCAAUAAACAAAAACAUUCAUUAUCUGCAGAUAAAAAUGGGCUCGAAUGUGAGAGAACUGAACGUAGAAAUGAAUUAAGAAAUGAUUACGGAAAACGCUCUACUUUAAAUAAUGUGGGCCAAAGUUCAACCGCUAAAGAUAUCAAGGCACACGAUAGAGAAAGUGAACAUAGAUUCAAAUCAUUCGAGAGAAACACAACACAGAGAAGAAAUGAAAACGAACGAGGUUGGAAAAAUAGAUCACGGAAUCCCAAUUUUGACGAUGAUUUGCGAAAAACAAUUGAACGAUGUGAACAAAAUAUAAGGCAAAGACAUAUGGAGCUUGAGAGGCAGCAAGGUUUUGCAAAUGAUAAGUUCAGAAAUUACAAUAACUCCACUGAUUUGGUAAGAAGGGAUACUAAGUCCACACGUUCGCCAUCCAAUUCUCGUGAAAGAAAUGUUGAAAGAUCCAAAUUGCAACAAAGAUCUAGAUCCCGUUCCCACCAAAGCCGUGUUAAUGAACACAAAGUGUAUGAAAAAAAGUCGCGCUCUCGUUCUCGUGAAAGAAAUUCAAAUAGAAAUAAAAUGCUUCAACAAUUCCAAUCAAAUGACAGGAUUGUGAACAGAAACAUAAUGCAGGGAAGAAAAUCGCCGGCACGUUCUUAUGAGAAUCAAGCAGAGAGAUACAAAAUUAAUGAAACAAUAACUCGAUCACGUUCUCGCGAAAAACAGGAAUACAGAUUUAGACAGAAUGCAAGAAAAUCACGUUCUCGUGAAAAGCAAGCAAGUUCAUAUGCACGGAUUCAAAGGAAGUCUCGAUCACGUUCUGGCGAGAAACAAGCGGAUAGAAUUAAAAUGAAUGAAAAAAAAACCUUAUCACGUGAGCGACAAACAGAUGGAGUUAAAACGAAUCAAAGAAAAUCUUCUCGUUCUCUUGAGAGACAAGUAGAUAGAUUCAAGGUGGAUCAAAGAAAGUCAUCACGUUCUCGUGAGAGACAAGCAGACAAACACAAAGUUAAUCAAAGAAAAUCACGUUCACGUUCUCGCGAGAAACAAGCUAAUUCAUGUACACGUGAUCAAAGAAAUUCCGGAUCACGUUCUCGUGAGGCACAACGGGAUACAUUGAAGCAAAGAAAAUCACAAUCACGUACUCGUGAUAGAAUUGCUGUUAAGAAUGUAACUAAUUCACAGGAAAAAAGUCGCGAUAAGCAUGAGAUACCCAUUAAAAGACAAGCAAAUGGCGUAGAUGGACAUGGUGCAUCGCCAUCUCCUACAAAACGUAAACGUUCUAAGUCGAUAGAACGUAAACCUUCUGUUAAUGCAGCCGAUCGUCUGGACACUCGCGCUGCUAGGUUUGAAGAAAGAAAAAUUAAAAAUCCUUUCAGUAGCGAAAAUAAUACUAAAAAUCAAGAGAAAAAAAUGCUACAAGUAAACAAUAGAAGCCGCCGCUCCAAUUCAAGAGAGAGAAAACCUCGUUUAAAGUCAGCGGAUCGUCAAAGUCGUACUCAAUCCAAGGAAAAUGCAGAAAGUAACACUCGCAGUAGCAAUGAUAACAAGCGCCAUAACGAUACCAAACGCACCACGGUUGAGAUGAAAAAGCAGUCUUCAGCCUCACAUGAAAAGUAAAGCACUGAGAAGAAAUACUAGGUCACAUACAACACACCUCGGUUCCUGUCAUUGUUUGGAAGAUGGAAGAUACAUCAUUUCACUUUACUAUUGUUUUACACAUAAAAUUAUUUUUUUAAUUUAAUUAAAAUUAAUAAAUUUUAUAACAAAACAUCAAUUCCU